UAAACCAGGAGGAACCUGCACCCCGUAACAUCCACGCACCCUCCUCCUGCUGCUCCCUGAACUAGGAGGGACCUGCACCCCAAAAAGGCUGCACCCUAAACCAGGAGGAACCUACACCCCGUAACAUCCACGCACCCUCCUCCUGCUGCUCCCUGAACUAGGAGGGACCUGCACCCCAAAAAGGCUGCUCCCUAAACCAGGAGGAACCUACACCCCAUAACAUCCACGCACCCUCCUCCUGCUGCUCCCUGAACCAGGAGGAACCUGCACCCCAAAGCAUCCGUGUGCCAGCUCCGGCCGCGUCCUGGUGCGAUGGAUGACGCUCUGCCGCUGGAAGCGGAGCUGGAGCACCGGUGGCUACUCAACGCCUCCCUGAACGAGUCCUUCUCCAACCAGUUCGUGCAGCCCCCGUGGCAGGUGGCCCUGUGGGCCGUCGCCUACGCCCUCAUCGUGGUGGUGUCGGUGGUGGGGAACGUGGUGGUGAUGUGGAUCAUCCUGGCUCACAAGAGGAUGCGCACCGUCACCAACUACUUCCUGGUGAACCUGGCUUUCGCCGAAGCCUCCAUGUCCGCCUUCAACACGGUGGUGAACUUCACCUACGCCAUCCACAACGAGUGGUACUACGGGCUGCUCUACUGCAAGUUUCACAACUUCUUCCCCAUCGCCGCCGUCUUCGCCAGCAUCUACUCCAUGACGGCCAUCGCCCUGGACAGGUACAUGGCUAUCAUCCAUCCGCUGCAACCCCGGCUCUCGGCCACGGCCACCAAGGUGGUCAUCGGUGUCAUCUGGCUCCUGGCUUUCCUGCUGGCGUCCCCCCAGGGCUACUACUCGGUGAUAGACGAGCUGCCAGGCCGGCUGGUGUGUCUGGUGGACUGGCCAGAGCACAGCACCAACGUCUACGGAAAAACGUAUCACUUGUGCAUGACCAUCCUGAUCUAUUUCUUGCCGCUUUUGGUGAUAGGAUGUGCCUACACUGUGGUGGGCAUCACCCUCUGGGCGAGUGAGAUACCUGGCGACUCCUCCGACCGCUACCAUGAGCAGGUCUCGGCUAAGCGGAAGGUAGUGAAGAUGAUGAUCAUCGUGGUGUGUACGUUCGCGCUGUGCUGGUUGCCCUACCACAUCUACUUCACCCUGCAGCACUUCAACCCCGACUGGUACCUGCAGAAGUUCAUCCAGCAGGUCUACCUGGCUAUCAUGUGGCUGGCCAUGAGCUCCACCAUGUACAACCCCAUCAUCUACUGCUGCCUCAACGACAGGUUUCGCGUGGGGUUCAAACACGCCUUUCGGUGGUGCCCAUUUGUCAGCGCCGGGGAGUACGAGGGUCUGGAAAUGAAGUCAGCCAGGUACCUGCAGACACAGAACAGCAUGUACAAGGUCAGCCGGAUCGAGACCACCGUGUCCUCGGCGGUUGGCACAGCCGAAGAGGAGCUGGAGGAGAGCAGCAAGGCCAAGCGUCUCUCCGUAGACAUGACCUCCAACGGUUCCUCCCACAGCGACUCCAAAACCGUCUCCGAAAGCUUCAGCUUCUACUCCAACACCCUCACCUAAGUGGCUCCCUGGGCCGCUCACAAGGGUCCCAACAUCCCCUUUCCCUCACUGAGAUGCUCUGGCGCUCAAUCCACCCAGCGUCAUCACCCUGGUUUGUGACGUGCCAGCUUUUUUCUGUGCUGUUUUACCAUCACUUGCUGUGACCUUCUCUCCCCAUCCUUGGGUGAGCCCGAGAACAAAAGCUUUGGAUUAGCAUGUGCUCCACCGUGGCUCGUGUCCAAACACAAGAGAGGUUUGGCUGGUCUCCACCUUGCUCACUGCCUGUCCAACCCACCACGUACCAGGGGGGUGGAGAGGGUGCAGAAAUGGGACAGAGCUGGAUUUUUCUCCUGAACCAUCACUACAACGUUGGCAGGCGCUUCCCUGCUCUCUGCAAGGCAGCAGGGAUCCCCCAGUGCAUCCCACCCCACAAGAAAAUGAACCAGUCUGGUCCUUUCCUCCUCCCAUCUUUAAUUUCAUCCUCCCUGUCACUCCCAGUUGAAUAUCCAGAGGGGUAUUCAAGUCAAAAAUGCUGUUUUCAACUUCAGGAGCCUGCAUGUACCAUGGGGCACCACCAGAUGCUUCAACUCAGAUCCAGGCAUUUCUCCACAGUCUCCACUCACCUCCAGCACCCAUAUCAGCCUGCACCAUGGUCUUCUGUUGCCACUCCACAUCACAGCUCACCAAAACAGGGCUCUCGAAAAGGAUUUCCGAGCUGAGCCAGCCUUUGGUUGCUGUUAAUCAACCGUAUGUGCCAAAAGUAAUCACUGUGAUUUCCUAAAAGGCCCGAGGUGACGGCUCUUGGAUAAAUUUUGGAAGCUUGUGGGGGUCUGGAGAAGAUGAGACUGACCGUACUGAGAUGUUUUUCACAAUCUGGAAGUGUCCAGAGCUGCCCAGAAAGGGGCACAGUAGGUUUUCAUCAGAAAAACAAAGUUUUGCAGUAUACAAGGUUUCAAAGGAAACAAGAAUUUUGCAGACAUUUUUAACUCGAAGGAGGUUUGAAAUGAUUCGCUUCCACUUUCUGGAACUUGUUUUAAUCAGGGAAAUGUGGGGUUUUUUUCCUUUUAAUCCCCCUGUCUUUUGCAUAAAACAUUAAGAUUAUGAUGUGUACAUGGAUAUCUCUAAUAUUUUAGCUUGUUAUGAUGGAUAAUUUCCACUGGGGCUGUUCAUACCAAGGGCUCCUUUGGUCAACAAAUGUAUGAACAUACACUCAAAGGGGAAAAAAAAAA
Molecule: messenger RNA, 2756 nt
Organism: Calidris pugnax (ruff)
Lineage: Eukaryota; Metazoa; Chordata; Aves; Charadriiformes; Scolopacidae
Gene: TACR1
Product: tachykinin receptor 1
Exons: 5
Coding region: 313-1548 (411 amino acids)
Biological process (GO): positive regulation of flagellated sperm motility; G protein-coupled receptor signaling pathway
Cellular component (GO): sperm midpiece; plasma membrane
Molecular function (GO): substance P receptor activity
Source: RefSeq, a predicted model, not a curated record